Molecule: messenger RNA, 378 nt
Organism: Ictidomys tridecemlineatus (thirteen-lined ground squirrel)
Lineage: Eukaryota; Metazoa; Chordata; Mammalia; Rodentia; Sciuridae
Source: RefSeq, a predicted model, not a curated record
GGCUUCUGGGCUGUCCGCUGGGCCCGCACUUCCCAUUCCCUCACACUCCGCAGAUGCCGGUGGCCGUGGGUCCCUACGGGCAGUCCCAGCCAAGCUGCUUCGACCGCGUGAAGAUGGGCUUUGUCAUGGGUUGUGCCGUGGGCAUGGCGGCCGGAGCGCUCUUUGGCACCUUUUCCUGUCUCAGGAUCGGAAUGCGGGGUCGGGAGCUGAUGGGCGGCAUUGGGAAAACUAUGAUGCAGAGUGGCGGCACAUUUGGCACAUUCAUGGCCAUCGGAAUGGGCAUACGAUGCUAACCAGGACAGUGGUUGCCCACUACAUCUACAUCUUCCUAUCCACCCUGGCCCUUGUACCAUAAUAAAACAAAGUCUUUUCUUCGCA